Molecule: messenger RNA, 3823 nt
Organism: Pan troglodytes (chimpanzee)
Lineage: Eukaryota; Metazoa; Chordata; Mammalia; Primates; Hominidae
Gene: TTLL3
Product: tubulin tyrosine ligase like 3
Exons: 14
Coding region: 76-2955 (959 amino acids)
Biological process (GO): protein modification process; cilium movement; cilium assembly
Cellular component (GO): microtubule cytoskeleton; axoneme
Molecular function (GO): protein-glycine ligase activity, initiating
Source: RefSeq, a predicted model, not a curated record
UCCCGGGAGAGGAGGCGGCGACGCGGAGGGCCGCGGGAUCAGGGGCCCUGGGAGGGCGAGCGCGGCGAGGGGCGCAUGCAGUGCCCCGACGCGCCACUGCUCCUGAGCGCGGGGGAGCUGGGGCCCGGGCGCCGGGGCUCGGCCUCCUGGUACCGCCAGGAGGGCGGCGCGGUGUGCAACUGGCUGCGGAAGCCGCAGCCGCUCGAGCCACGCACCAGUUUCCCCUCGGCGCGCCGCUCCGAGUUCCGUCCACCCAGGAGGCUGCCAUGGGCCGGCCCUGCCUCUGCCCAGUCCGAGGAGGGUCACGCAGGCGGCAGAUGCCAGGCGGGCAGCCCCGCCCCUGCGCGCCGCCUCAGCGGCGCCUUCGAGACGCUGGUCCCAGGCACCCACGCCCAGGGCGCCUCGGAUACCCACCCCCUCGGCCCCCCGCACACCCCGGUCCUCGAUGACCGCUCUCCGCAGGAUGGUUUCCCGGUCCUCUGGCGAGGAUCCUCCAAGGCGUCUCACAUGAACCGGCUCAGAAACGCCAAAAUCUACGUGGAGAGAGCUGUCAAGCAGAAGAAGAUCUUUACAAUCCAAGGCUGCUACCCGGUGAUCCGGUGUCUCUUGCGCCGGAGGGGCUGGGUGGAGAAGAAGAUGGUCCAUCGCUCAGGCCCCACCCUACUGCCACCCCAGAAGGAUCUGGAUAGCUCAGCAAUGGGUGACAGUGACACCACUGAGGAUGAGGAUGAAGAUGAGGACGAGGAGUUCCAGCCAUCACAGCUGUUUGACUUCGAUGAUUUACUGAAAUUUGAUGACCUAGAUGGAACACAUGCUCUGAUGUCCCGCAUGGUUCAGAAUGAGACCCCCUACUUCAUCUGGACCACUCGGCGGGAUGUGCUCGACUGUCGCUUCCUCUCCAAGGAUCAGAUGAUAAACCACUACGCCCGGGCUGGCUCCUUUACCACAAAGGUGGGUCUAUGUCUCAAUCUCCGGAAUUUGCCGUGGUUUGAUGAGGUUGAUGCCAACUCCUUCUUCCCACGCUGCUACCGCCUGGGGGCUGAGGAUGACAAAAAAGCCUUCAUAGAGGACUUCUGGCUGACUGCUGCCCGCAACGUUCUCAAGCUGGUGGUGAAGUCUGAGUGGAAGUCAUACCCUAUUCAGGCAGUAGAGGAAGAGGCCUCAGGAGACAAGCAGCCCAAGAAACAGGAGAAAAACCCAGUGUUGGUGUCCCCAGAGUUUGUGGAUGAAGCUCUGUGUGCGUGCGAGGAGUACCUUAGCAACUUGGCCCACAUGGACAUCGACAAGGACCUGGAGGCCCCACUGUACCUCACCCCCAAGGGCUGGUCCCUCUUCCUCCAGCGCUACUACCAAGUGGUCCACGAAGGGGCAGAACUCAGGCACCUCGACACUCAGGUCCAGCGCUGUGAGGACAUCCUGCAGCAGCUGCGGGCCGUGGUACCCCAGAUAGACAUGGAAGGGGAUCGCAACAUCUGGAUCGUGAAGCCAGGAGCCAAGUCCCGCGGACGAGGCAUCAUGUGCAUGGACCACCUGGAGGAGAUGCUGAAGCUGGUGAACGGCAACCCCGUGGUGAUGAAGGACGGCAAGUGGGUGGUGCAGAAGUAUAUUGAGCGGCCCCUCCUCAUCUUUGGCACCAAGUUUGACCUCAGACAGUGGUUCCUGGUAACUGACUGGAACCCACUUACCGUGUGGUUCUACCGCGACAGCUAUAUCCGCUUUUCCACGCAGCCCUUCUCCCUGAAGAACCUGGACAACUCAGUGCACCUGUGCAACAACUCCAUCCAGAAGCACCUGGAGAACUCAUGCCAUCGGCAUCCACUGCUUCCGCCAGACAACAUGUGGUCUAGCCGGAGGUUCCAGGCCCACCUGCAGGAGAUGGGUGCCCCAGAUGCUUGGUCCACCAUCAUCGUGCCUGGCAUGAAGGAUGCUGUGAUCCACGCACUUCAGACCUCCCAGGACACCGUGCAGUGUCGGAAGGCCAGCUUUGAGCUCUAUGGCGCUGACUUCGUGUUCGGGGAGGACUUCCAGCCCUGGCUGAUUGAGAUCAACGCCAGCCCCACGAUGGCACCCUCCACAGCAGUCACUGCCCGGCUCUGUGCUGGCGUGCAAGCUGACACCCUGCGCGUGGUCAUUGACCGGAGGCUGGACCGCAACUGUGACACAGGAGCCUUUGAGCUCAUCUAUAAGCAGCCUGCUGUGGAGGUGCCUCAAUAUGUGGGCAUCCGGCUCCUGGUAGAGGGCUUCACCAUCAAGAAGCCCAUGGCGAUGUGUCAUCGGCGGAUGGGGGUCCGCCCAGCAGUCCCUCUGCUGACCCAGCGAGGCUCUGGGGAAGCCCCUCACCACUUCCCCAGCCUCCACACCAAGGCCCAGCUGCCUUCUCCCCAUGUACUCCGACACCAGGGCCAGGUCCUCAGACGACAGCACAGCAAGCUGGUGGGCACUAAGGCCCUGUCGACCACAGGCAAGGCCUUGAGGACUCUACCCACGGCUAAGGUCUUCAUUUCCCUCCCACCUAACCUUGAUUUCAAGGUGGCACCCAGCAUCCUGAAGCCAAGAAAGGCUCCUGCUCUCCUGUGCCUCCAAGGCCCCCAGCUGGAAGUGCCUUGUUGCCUCUGCCCUUUGAAGUCGGAACAAUUCCUAGCACCUGUCAGAAGGUCAAGGCCAAAGGCAAAUUCAAGGCCAGACUGUGACAAACCCAGGGCUGAGGCCUGCCCCAUGAAGAGGCUGAGCCCCCUGAAACCCCUGCCCCUUGUUGGUACAUUCCAGAGGCGCAGGGGCCUGGGGGAUAUGAAGCUAGGGAAGCCCUUGCUUCGAUUCCCCACUGCCCUUGUCCUGGAUCCAACACCAAAUAAAAAGAAACAAGUGAAGUAUUUGGGGCUUGACUCCAUUGCUGUUGGAGGGUCAAGAGUGGGUGGGGUGAGGCCGUGUACCCCAGGGUCCACAGCAAGAGCCUGAGGCCAUCAGCAGCUCCUCCGUGCAGCGAGGCCCAGAAUUCCCACCUAAGGACAGACAUGGGGCUUCCUAUUUAGGGACUCCCCCAGCAUCUCCGAUCCAGGGGUGGGGAGCGUGAGCCUUCACUUUACAGAUGAAGAAACUGAGUCUGAAAGAGGAGGCAUGGCUUACCCAAGAUCACGUGGCAGUGAGUCGACGCAGGGACAUAUUGCCAGAACUGCCGAGCACUGGGAGCCCCCCAACCCCAGAGAACAAGCCAAGCUAGCAGAAUGACACCUACCGGGCAUAGGAACGUUAAUGCCAUGAGGCAGGGGAAGGAAUUGGCCUUGCCUAAACCUCAGCCCUUCUGCAGAGGGCAUGGGUCUAUCCCUUCUUCAGCAAGGGGCCAAGGUCACCUAAAAAUGAAACAUCCAAUAAGCCACACCCACAUGAAGAAAAGUGUGGCACUGCUUAGUUGUAGUGGGUUGAAUUGUGGUCCCCUGAAAAGAGAUGUCUACUUGGACCCUGUGAAUGUGACCUUAUGUGGGAAAAGAGUCUUUGUAGCUGGGUAUGGUGGCUCACACCUGUCAUCCCAGCACUUUGAGAGGCCAAGGCAGGAGAUCGCUCGAGCCCACAAGUUUAAGACCAGUCUGGGCAACAUGGUGAAACCGUUUCUACAGAAAAUUAGCUGGGUGUGGUGGCACACACCUGUAGUCCUAGCUACUCGGGAGGCCUAGGUGGGAGGAUUACCUGAGCCUGGGAAGAUCAAAACUGUGGUGAGCUGUGAUCAUGCCACUGCGCUCUGAGCCUGGGAGACAGAGUGAAACCCUAAAUCAAAAAAAAAAAAAAAAGGUCUUUGCAGAUGUAAAUAAAUUUAAGAUCUUAAAUGAGA